Molecule: messenger RNA, 534 nt
Organism: Drechmeria coniospora
Lineage: Eukaryota; Fungi; Ascomycota; Sordariomycetes; Hypocreales; Ophiocordycipitaceae
Exons: 1
Coding region: 1-534 (177 amino acids)
Source: RefSeq, a predicted model, not a curated record
AUGAGCCAUGUCAGCCCUCGCUGCCGCAACGGCGUCCUUGACCCGCCGCAGAAUUCGAAACGGAUGCUGCAACCGCAAAGGGGUACCCGCCCCAAGGACGUCGGACUCGAUCGCCUCUCCGCCAAUCCACUUCGUCCCUCGACUCGCUUCUCCACGCGAGGCCGCUCAAGCCUGCGUCUCGGCUGGACUGCCCGAGGGCACCCUGGCACCCUCCAAGGGCCACGCCCCUCGACGAGGCUUCCUCGACGGCGACGGAAACCCCAUCUAGUAUAUGGAACCGUUGGUGCCGUGGACCUCGAUUGCCGCCUGCAACCUCCCCUUUGGCCUUGUCUGCUCUCCACCGCCUCGCCGUUCUUGGUCAAUGUCGAUCAAUGGCCGCCCGCCUCGAUGGCAACAUCCGCCGCCGCCGCCGCCGCCGCCGCCGGGAGACGGAUGAAGAUUGUGGAACUAUACGGCAGCCAUCUGGCGAUGGCCAUCCUCCCACCGUGGCUGUCCGGAUCCGUGCCGCCCGAACGAUUGCUCAACGUCCCCUGA